This is a messenger RNA of Capsella rubella, 1382 nucleotides long. RefSeq lists its product as uncharacterized. Bases 117 to 1205 code for a protein of 362 amino acids. The transcript has a single exon. The record is from RefSeq and is a predicted model, not a curated record. NCBI's taxonomy places the organism in Eukaryota, Viridiplantae, Streptophyta, Magnoliopsida, Brassicales, Brassicaceae.
GCCUCUCUCUUAUUGGCCCUUCCCCUCUUCUUAUAACCCUUCCCUACCUCUUCACUCUCUCUGACCUCUCAACAUCCAUUUCAUCAUCUUCUUCUUCUUCUUCGAGCUUUGACGUCAUGAUCAAGAUACUCAAUCCUCACUCUACCACAACUCUUAAGACAGCUGAGAUCUUGUCUAAAUAUAGACCCAUUGCUCCUAAGCCCGGGACGCCUCGUGUCAACGACGAUGACCCUUCUUCCUCUAUGUCUCACAAGAUCAGCCAAUCUCCUUACCUUCGUAACCUCUGGCCUCAGCUUCAAGCGCGCCCUACCAGAACCCGCAAGCGAGGCCGAGGUGGUAUGGGUCCUUCUUCUCUUGCUAUGAAGAGACCAAAGUCAUCAUGCGUUUCUUCUCCCACCUCUUCUUCUACUACUACUACCCAACGUGUCAUUGGCCCAAUUAAAACGCUGUCGUUCCAGGCUUUCACUCAUCAUGGCUUACCUAGCCUCACUCAAGUUGGAUACGCCUUGGAGAAUGGUGCCUCUUCUGCUUUGGUGACUCUGCCUCUUCUUCAAUGCUCUCCUCCUCUUCCCUCCAAAUGCAUGGAGCCAGAGAUCAAAGGUAAGGGUGUCAUUGAUCUUAACAAGACCGCAGAAGUAAUACAAGAGAUAGAUUUCUUGAAGCAACUACAAGGACCCAUCACAACAACGACAACUACAACGAGCAGAGUUAUAUCACCCCAGCCUAUAAGGCCUCUUUGCUCAAAGAUCAACGUAGCCUACAUAAACCCACUGACCAACCCAUCUCCGCUGCCAAAUCAAACCAGCAAGAAGUCGCCAAGUGAGGUCGAAGAGGAAGUCGAGUCAGACGACUUACCCUCUGUGAUCACCGAUUCCAGCAACAGGGUCAGACUCGUGAACUCGGCGUACAAGGAGAUGAUGGGGCAGCCCGAGUGUUCGUGGCUGGAUUCGAUGGUGAGAGGGAGGAGGAUCUGUGGGGAAGUGAUGAUCCAUUUUUGUGAAUCCAAAAUUCCAAUGAUGACCGAGAAUAAUGGGUUUUCUUGCUGGGUGAGGAUAGAGUGGGGAAGAGACGGUAAGGAGGAGUACAUGCACGCGUUUUGCGAUGUGAUGAAACUUGCAUGUGAGUCCAAAGAUUAUGUUUUUACGUGGAGGUUUCACGCAACCACGGACCGGAGAGAGGCUUGCCAGUCAAGCUGCAACGUUUAGAGUAGGUUUUGGAGUAUGUGUGUUACCCUUUCUAGUACUAGUGCUUUAGCGUAACGAUAUAUAUUCUCUAUAGACUAUAGCCAAUAUGUAAAUGUCGGUUAGUCAUAAUUUCUACUGUUAUAAUACAGUAUGAAUGAAGAAGAAAAAGUUCCUCGUUUAAUCUAAAAUGGUUUCAUA